Messenger RNA from Ananas comosus (pineapple), 3204 nucleotides. RefSeq names its product G-type lectin S-receptor-like serine/threonine-protein kinase SD3-1. Bases 586 to 2841 code for a protein of 751 amino acids. NCBI's taxonomy places the organism in Eukaryota, Viridiplantae, Streptophyta, Magnoliopsida, Poales, Bromeliaceae. The transcript has 2 exons. Gene Ontology annotation, molecular function: ATP binding; protein serine/threonine kinase activity. Gene Ontology annotation, biological process: protein phosphorylation; recognition of pollen. The record is from RefSeq and is a predicted model, not a curated record.
CACAGUCUCUUUCUCUCCCCAUCCCAUUCCCCUACCAAACCUCACUCGCAACUUUCUUCCGUUUCCUUUCCGCCUUUCCUCCAGAGCUUCUUUAAUUACUCACUGUGCCUGCGGACUCCCUUUGACCCUCACCCCCCACAUAAUUCCACCUCCUAUUUCCCUUUCACAAUUAUUUAUAUAUAAAAAAAAUUCUUUCUGAAACCCCCUCAUUUUCUUUAUUUUUUUCCUUUUAUUCCUCCCCCUUUUUUUUAUUUUUCCCUCCCAUCGCUUUCCCUUUCCGACUCUCUCUUUCCCUUCUCAAGUAGCUUCAACGGGAGGAGUUUCAUGGUGCAUGGAACGCUAAUUUAGUUCGGCACCACCUAAAAGGUCUUUUUCUUUUUCUAAAAGCCGAAAGACCUGGUGAAAAGGCGCAAAAUGUUGCCCUCUUUGACUCUACAUUGCCUAACCUUCAUGAGUGUUGAUUCACCAUCAAAACCAGCUUGUAAGAUCUUUCAGUGCUGAAAUUAGUAUCCAUCCCUUGCAUUCUAAAAUCCCAUUUUUUAGGGGGGCAUUGUUUCCACUCUUACCUCCGCCAUAGAUGUCAAAAUGCUCAAACCAAUAUCAUGUCGGUUCUUUGUCUUAGUACUAUCUCUUUUCGUAGUUUAUAUCAAAGGUUUGCAAAUCCCUCUAGAUUCCAAGCUGUUUGCAUCAAACCACAACUACUGGGUUUCUUCAAAUGGGAACUUUGCCCUAGGUUUCUUCAACAACUCCAACGACCCUAACAAAUACAGCGUCGGCAUUCGUUUCAGCUCAGCCUCAAUCCCAUCAGAUAAGCAAGCUCGCAUAUGGGUUGCGGGAGCUGGAAUCUCUGUCGGUUCUGAUUCAUAUCUUCACCUUACUGAGACUGGAGACCUCAUUCUGUUCGACUCUUUAACAGCGGCAACUGUUUGGAGUAGCAACACUAGCAACUCCUCUGUAUCUUCUGCUAGUCUCUUAGAUGAUGGUAAUCUUGUUCUCUUAGGUCAAAACCACAAUGUUAUUUGGCAAAGCUUUAGAACACCUACUGAUACGCUACUCCCAGGCCAGAAUUUGACAGUAUUUGAGACCCUUCGAGCUGCUAGCCGAAAUUCUGUAUCGAGUCAUUAUACGCUAUCUAUGGAUGCUUCUGGCAUGCUGAAACUCAGCUGGGAGACGAAUGUCACUUACUGGAAAGCUGAAGUCGCCCCUACAUUCCCCACUCUCGCUGCUGUCGUCACAAGAGAAGGAUCAUUUCAACUAGUCGACCAAAUGUCGAGGCCGGUGUGGUCGAUGUUUGCAGUUGAUCAUAACGAUUCCUCUGUCGUCUUUAGGUUUCUAAGGUUAGAUGCUGAUGGGAAUUUGCGAAUGUACUCGUGGGAUGACUCUUCAAAGUUAUGGAGAAAGGUGUGGCAAGCUGUGGCCAACCAGUGCAACGUCUUUGCUACUUGUGGGUUAUCUGGGGUGUGCACGUUGUCCCAAGUGGGGACUGCAACCUGUAAAUGCCCUUUCGGGUCAUCAAGUUUAGCUGCAAAUUCUAGUUGUUUGGCUCCAUACUAUCAACAUUGCAGCUCCGGAACAACUAUGGUUGCAUUUAAGCAUACUUUCUUGUACGGUAUUUAUCCACCACAAGAUUCUAUUAUUCAGUCCAGUGCUAGGCAGUGCAGGGACUUGUGCUUGCAAGAUCCUAAUUGCAUGGCUGCUACUGCAACCAACGACGGUGAAGCUCAGUGCCGUAUCAAAAAGACCAGAUUCAUUACGGGUCAUGGGAACCCCUCCUUACCAUACACAUCGUAUGUUAAGAUCUGUUUAGAUCCACUUGCCGCAUUUCCUUUAAAUGCCUCUGCAUCUUCUCCUUCCACUGCUCCUUUAAACAAAGAGAUCAAGAGAUUCUACAUACCUUCUAUCAUUGGACCAAUAUCUGGCGCACUCCUUGCAUUUGUGGCGAUCCAAGUUGGUAUUCUUUUUUUCCUCUGGAAGAGAAAAAAUGAGGUUAAGAGCACGGGAGCAACAUACUGCCCUUGUCCUAGUUCUAUUGGUUUGGUUCCAUUAUCAUACUCGGAGUUGAUCAAUAUCACCGGUAACUUCAAGGACCAGCUUGGGACAAAUCUAUACAAAGGUGUGCUUCUGUCGAACAAAGUUGUUGUAGUGUGGGAGUUAAAAUAUGCGAUGCAAAGUGGGGAAAUCAUAGGAGAGAAACUGUUUAGGUCUUGGAUUUCUGCUUUAGGAGGAAUUCACCAUAAGAAUUUGGUGAAAUUGGAGGGCUACUGUUGCUGCUCCGACCGAAGGUUCUUGUUAUACGAGUUUCAUAAGAAUGGUUCAGUUGAUAAAUGGAUUACAGAAGCUAAACUCAGCAGGAGGCUGACAUGGAGAAGAAGGGUAAAGAUAUGCGUAGGAGUGGCAAAAGUCAUCUCCUACUUGCACUCUGGCUGCAGGGAAUUUGUCGCUCAUGGGAACUUGAAAUGGGAGAAUGUGCUUCUGGAUGAAGAGCUCGAAGCAAAGGUGACAAAAUUUGGCUUGAAGAGAAUGAGCGGCAAGGCAAGCGAAAGUGAGCAAGGUGCUGAGGCUGAUGUGGCGAGCUUUGGGGAGAUGAUACUGAGAAUGGUGAGUGGACGCCAUGCUGGCACUAAUAUUUGUUGUUGGGCCCAUAAUGAGUGGGCAGAGGGGCGAGGUGUGGAGCUUGUGGAUUCGAGAAUUAGGGAUAAAUUUGAUGUAGAUGAGGUUGAACGCAUGUUGAGGAUCGCAUUUUGGUGUGUCCAGUCUGAUGCUCGGCUUCGGCCCUCGAUGGGGGAAGUAGUUAAGGUUUUGGAAGGUACAUUGUCGGCCGAUCCCCCACCACCUCCUUAAGUAUGCAAUUCUCUAAGAGCAGGCAUAUUACAAAUGAAUCAUAUGAUGGUAUCUCCAAUGCUUGCAGCCAAAAUUGGAUCUGUGGUUAAUUGGACAUUCGCUCAUAUUGGAUCUGCUUGGGUGGAAGGCUAACAAAGUGUUUGCAUUUAUGUAAGUAUUUUUCUUUGAAACGAUGCUUGAAAGCAUAUUCUCAUGUAAUAGUGGUAGUACUAAUCUAACUAGGUCAGGUUUAGUGCGGACCUUGUUUUAACAGCCUAAUUUUUACAGCACAGAGAGCACUAAGUUGAGUUCUCUGAUGCUUUAAACACCUUUUUAAGUCUUGGUUAUGUGCCAAAAUAUAGUCUGUUAUUAUUAUUAUUAUUA